This is a messenger RNA of Pundamilia nyererei, 1513 nucleotides long. It is a transcript of the gene tbxta, whose product is annotated as T-box transcription factor Ta. Lineage: Eukaryota; Metazoa; Chordata; Actinopteri; Cichliformes; Cichlidae. Gene Ontology annotation, molecular function: RNA polymerase II cis-regulatory region sequence-specific DNA binding; DNA-binding transcription factor activity, RNA polymerase II-specific. The transcript has 8 exons. Gene Ontology annotation, biological process: heart morphogenesis; positive regulation of DNA-templated transcription; mesoderm formation. The record is from RefSeq and is a predicted model, not a curated record. The coding region runs from base 91 to 1356 and encodes 421 amino acids. Gene Ontology annotation, cellular component: nucleus; chromatin.
AGGUAUAGAAACCAGUAUCUACUCGGGCCUGUCUCGCAGUCUUUGAGACCCUUCCCUUCGGAUUUAGGUCUGUUGACACACCUUGGAAAUAUGACUUCUUCCAACCCUGACCAGCGUCUGGAACAUCUCCUCAGCGCCGUGGAGAGCGAGUUCCAGAAGGGCAGCGAGAAGGGAGACGCGUCCGAGAGGGAUAUUAAACUGACGCUGGAGGACGCAGACUUAUGGAACAAGUUUAAAGAAUUGACCAACGAGAUGAUUGUCACCAAGACGGGAAGGAGAAUGUUUCCGGUUCUGAGGGCCAGCGUAACAGGUCUGGACCCAAACGCCAUGUACUCGGUAUUGCUGGAUUUCGUCGCCGCAGACAAUAACCGCUGGAAGUACGUGAACGGGGAGUGGGUUCCCGGAGGCAAACCGGAACCCCAGAGCCCGAGCUGCGUCUACAUCCAUCCGGAUUCCCCAAACUUCGGAGCGCACUGGAUGAAAGCGCCGGUGUCCUUCAGCAAAGUCAAACUCUCCAAUAAACUUAACGGCGGCGGUCAGAUCAUGCUGAAUUCUCUGCACAAAUAUGAGCCGAGGAUACACAUCGUGAAGGUGGGAGGCAUCCAGAAGAUGAUCAGCAGCCAGUCCUUCCCAGAAACACAGUUCAUUGCAGUCACUGCUUAUCAGAAUGAGGAGAUCACAGCUCUGAAGAUAAAGCACAAUCCCUUUGCUAAAGCCUUCCUGGAUGCCAAGGAGAGGAGUGACCAUAAAGAAGUGUCCGAUCAUAGCACGGACAGUCAACAGUCUGGAUAUUCUCAACUUGGAGGUUGGUUCAUUCCAGGCCAGAGUCCCAUCUGCCCCAGCAGCAGCCCCCCUCAGUUCAGCAGCACAACAGGCCACUCUUCUGGAUCCUACUGCGAGCGCUACUCCAGCCUGAGGAGCCACAGAGCGGCCCCGUACCCCAGCCACUACCCCCACCGCACCACCAGUACAAAUAACUACAUGGACAACACUUCAGGGACUCUGCCAACUCAUGACAGCUGGUCUGCUCUUCAGAUCCCCAACUCCACAGGCAUGGGCACUCUGUCCCACACCACCAACUCCACAUCCAAUUCUAGUCAGUACCCUAGCCUCUGGUCAGUAGCUGGCACCACGCUCACCCCUUCAGGCUCGGCUUCGGGCUCCAUACCUGGAGGUCUGACCUCCCAGUUCCUUAGGGGCUCUUCAUACACAGGCCUGACCUCCUCGCUGCCUGUCUCCUCACCUUCCCCAAUGUACGACCCCAGCCUGGGUGAGGUUGGGGUCGGGGAAGCCCAGUUUGAGAGUUCCAUUGCCAGGCUGACUGCUAGCUGGACGCCUGUAGCUCAGACCUACUGAGCAGCUGAAGCUACCUGGCCAUCGUCUACAGGGGUCAGAGGGAUUUGGAGUAGGACCACAGACAUGAACGCAGCUCCUGGAGAAUAUGUGGAAAUUUCACCACGUCUAAAAGGAUUUUGUGAAACAGCUUAGAGCAGAGGAGGGCAUAUAAUUUCCC